AUGCCAUUAAAAUAUUCAAUUUUAUUGCCGACGUAUAAUGAAAAAGACAAUUUACCUGUUAUAGUUUAUCUAAUCCACAAAUACUUGGAAAUUAGUGAGAUUGAGUAUGAAAUAAUUAUAAUAGACGAUGGCAGCCCUGAUGGUACUUUAGAAGUUGCCAAACAACUUGAAACCAUUUAUGGAAAAGAUAAAAUAUUAUUAAGACCCAGAGGAAAAAAACUUGGAUUAGGCACGGCAUAUAUUCAUGGAAUGAAACAUGCCACUGGGGAUUUUAUUAUUAUAAUGGAUGCUGAUCUGUCACAUCAUCCAAAAUUUAUACUUGAUUUUAUAAAAAAACAAACUGAACAAGAUUAUGAUGUUGUCACUGGAUCACGGUAUAUUGGCAAUGGAGGAGUUUCAGGUUGGGAUUUUAAAAGAAAAUUAGUAAGUCGUGGUGCCAAUUUUGUUAGCCAAAUAUUAUUGAGACCCAAAGUAUCUGAUCUCACUGGUAGUUUUAGAUUGUAUAAAAAGCCAGUUUUGGAGAAAUUGAUAGAAUCAUGCAUUUCAAAAGGAUAUGUAUUCCAAAUGGAGAUGAUGGUACGUGCAAGGCAAUUAAAUUAUACUAUUGGUGAAGUUCCAAUAACUUUUGUUGACAGAGUUUAUGGGGAGUCUAAAUUAGGAGGAUCAGAAAUUUUUCAGUUUGUAAAGUCUCUGUUGUAUUUAUUUGCCACUACAUAAAAUCUUUCAGUUUAAAGAUAUUAUAAUAUAUAAUAUAUAUAUACUAAUCAUUUGCCAAUAUUCUAAAAGGAAUAACAUUGGUUAAUGUUUAUUAAUGUUGUUGUUUUAAGCUGUUAAGAACUAAUUAUGAUUAAUUUUUAGUCCUCAACAGUUGAUAUUCUAUUUAUUUUUAGAUAUUUCUUCUAUUUUCUAAGUUAUUAUGGCAUAACAUACUAAUG
Molecule: messenger RNA, 935 nt
Organism: Melanaphis sacchari
Lineage: Eukaryota; Metazoa; Arthropoda; Insecta; Hemiptera; Aphididae
Gene: Dpm1
Product: probable dolichol-phosphate mannosyltransferase
Exons: 5
Coding region: 1-717 (238 amino acids)
Biological process (GO): GPI anchor biosynthetic process; protein O-linked glycosylation via mannose
Cellular component (GO): endoplasmic reticulum membrane
Molecular function (GO): dolichyl-phosphate beta-D-mannosyltransferase activity
Source: RefSeq, a predicted model, not a curated record